This is a messenger RNA of Tarenaya hassleriana, 1081 nucleotides long. RefSeq names its product protein BEARSKIN2-like. Bases 1 to 978 code for a protein of 325 amino acids. The transcript is spliced from 3 exons. The record is from RefSeq and is a predicted model, not a curated record. Gene Ontology annotation, biological process: regulation of DNA-templated transcription. Gene Ontology annotation, molecular function: DNA binding. NCBI's taxonomy places the organism in Eukaryota, Viridiplantae, Streptophyta, Magnoliopsida, Brassicales, Cleomaceae.
AUGGGCUGGUCGAAUAAUGGAGGAGUGCCUCCGGGGUUUAGAUUUCACCCGACAGAAGAGGAGCUUCUUCAUUACUACUUGAAGAAGAAGCUUUCGUAUCAGAAGUUCGAGAUGGAAGUUAUCAGAGAGGUUGACUUGAACAAGAUCGAGCCUUGGGAGUUACAAGAAAGAUGCAGGAUAGGAUCAACACCACAGAACGAGUGGUAUUUCUUCAGCCACAAGGACAGGAAAUAUCCGACGGGAUCAAGGACAAACCGUGCCACAAGCUCCGGGUUCUGGAAAGCGACAGGACGAGACAAGUGCAUAAGGAACUGCUACAAAAAGAUAGGAAUGAGGAAGACUCUUGUAUUCUACAAGGGAAGAGCUCCUCAUGGCCAGAAAACCGAUUGGAUCAUGCACGAAUACCGUCUUGAAGAUAACGGUGACGACCCUCAAGCCAACCCUAGUGAAGAUGGAUGGGUGGUUUGUAGAGCGUUCAAGAAGAAGAACUUGUUCAAGGUAAGGAACGAGGAAGGUUCAAGCAUUAACUCAUCAGAACAAGACAAUAAUGGGCUUCAGGCUCGUGGAUUUAUGCACAGAGACAGUCAGUAUCACCUACACCAGACAACCUUUGAACUCAACAAGCCUGAACUUGCUCUUCACUACCCUCCAAUAUCCACCAUGUUCCAGUCCCAAGCUAUAAUCCCUUCAUCACACAAGCCGCCGCCUUCCAUCGUGUACGACUAUUCCUCGGGCCUUCCACGAGACUGCAGCCACGAGAGCGCAGCCAGCGAGGGGCUGCAGUACGGGCAAGGGUGUGAACCGACGGGCUUAGAGGUCGGCACGGGUGAAUGGGCAAUGCUUGACAGGCUUGUGACUUAUCAUAUGGGAAAUGAAGAUUCCUCGAGAGGCAUGACGAACAACUCUUCGUCCGUUCAACCGGAUGGGAAUCAGCUCUCGUUGGGAGGGGAGAUGGAUUUCUGGGGAUUCGCUAAAUAGGUGCUUGUACUUGGUUAAUUACAUGUUCCAUUUAUUUCAUUCUCUGUGGUUUAGAAGCGAAUUGCUUUCACAAAACAAUGUCACUGUUGGAUUCAAUAACAAA